Molecule: messenger RNA, 1054 nt
Organism: Amborella trichopoda
Lineage: Eukaryota; Viridiplantae; Streptophyta; Magnoliopsida; Amborellales; Amborellaceae
Molecular function (GO): sulfotransferase activity
Source: RefSeq, a predicted model, not a curated record
UAAUUUUGAUCCAUUCAUGGAGCUUGGUUUCAAGCAGGACAUGUUUGCAAUAGAGAAAUCCAAGAAGUCACUCCUCGUAUUCAAGAUUCUUUUGCUGUGCUUUAUUGUGAUGUAUGGAGUUUCUAUGUGUGUUGUAUGCUUAAAUCAAAUGAGCACAGAUGUGACGCCCAAGUAUGUGGGACGAAAGAUUCUUCCAAUUGAAAAGCCUUGUGAAGCUUAUGGUAUUGAACCUGAAGAUAGUUUAUAUGUACAUUACCCACAACCUACAACAUAUGGCAGGGCUGAAUGCAAGUGUACUCCCGUUCGUUUUUUCGCAAUUGUGUCCAUGCAAAGGUCUGGCAGUGGGUGGUUGGAAACAUUGCUCAAUAGCCACCCCAACAUUAGCUCAAAUGGAGAAAUUUUUUCUGUUAAAGAGAGACGGCAUAAUGUUUCAUCUAUUUCCAAGACAUUAGAUAAGAUUUACAAUCUAGAAUGGACUAGUAGUGCUGCCAAAAAUGAAUGCACAGGUGCAGUUGGCUUAAAGUGGAUGCUUAAUCAGGGUCUUCUGGAAUAUCACGAAGAAAUUGUUAAGUACUUCAACCAGAAAGGUGUUUCUGUGAUAUUUCUCUUUCGGCGAAAUCUCCUCCAUCGGUUGAUUUCUUUACUUGCAAAUGCCUAUGAUCACAAGGCAAAGCAACUCAAUGGCAAGCACAGGUCUCACGUGCAUUCAAUAGAAGAGGCAGAGGUUCUGGCGAAAUACAAGCCAACUAUAAACCAUGCAUCCUUACUUGCUAGUCUGAAGGAUGCUGAAGACAUGACUGUGGAUGCCAUGGAAUACUUCAAUAGCACUCGCCAUAUAAUUCUCUACUACGAAGAUCUCAUUAACAACCAAAAGAAGUUGAUGGAGGUACAGGAGUUCCUUUGGGUGCCUCUUAGGGAUUUGCAAAGCCGUCAAGUUAAGAUUCACACCAGGCCCAUUUCAAAGCAAGUGGAAAACUGGCUUGAUGUGUAUAAUACGCUUAAGGGAACCCACUAUGAAGUUUUUCUCAAUCAGCCAGACUACCCAUCUAACUGA